GGUCACACUGCUGGUUAUAAUAAUAAUUGAUGGUCGAAUUUUGCUAAAUUGUUCGCUGUUUGCUAACAGCUCAGCUUUUGCUGGCUGAAAUCCGUACAAUACCGACCAUGACAUCCAUACUGGACAUGAAGUCCGGCCCGCCGGACUACUGGGCUGAGAUCCACAACUUCUUUCUGCCGCUCAAAUAUCUAGUGACCAACGACCGCUUCGAUGCGUUUGUGCAGGACAUUGACUUGUAUUACCUGAUAAAUGCGGUCUUUUGGAUAUUUGUGGCACUGUCCUGUGGCUUCUAUGGGUUUCAGCGUAUUUUUCAGUUGUUCCUCAAGUCGUCGAAUAUGAAGUACUUUAAGCGGAAACAAUUCGCGAGACUGAUCUGGAACAUCGCCUUCUAUGCAGCCAGCUGCCUAUUUCUGCACUUUUACAAUGAGUUCAUGAUAUUGCCGCAGCUAAUGAAGAACCAGGGGCGAUACUCGCUCUUCUAUUCGUCGGAUAAUCUCAUCUUCUACCGCUCGCAUCAGUUGGAGAAGUUUCAAUUUUAUUCAAUAUUUAUCAUCACGUUCUACCUGCACGGCGCCAUGCUGGACUUUAAGGAGGCAGAUUUCCUGGAGGUUGGCUCCAAGGGCCUCUACCUGUUAUCCCUCGUCGCCAUCGAUGUGUACAGAUAUGAAAACUAUUUUGUUGGCCUUAAUCUCACCGUGGGCCUGUACAGCAUACUCACCGAAGUGCUCGCGUUGCUGUCCCUGCCCAGCGGCAAUCGGAAUCGUCUCGUCUAUCAAACGUUCCUUGGCAUGCGAAUUGCAGCGUGGGCGUAUGUGUUCAUCAAUCUGCUGCCCUUCAAUUACUUUAUACCCACACUCUUUGCCAAGAACUUCAAGCUGCCGCUGAAUGUCGCCAUUUGGCUGUGGUAUGGCCUCUCCAUUUGGAACUCCCCAGUGCUGCAGUACUUCUACCAUCAGAUCUAUCACACAAAUCCAUCGGACUGCUCCGGCGAGGGUUCGGCGGCUAAAUGCAUUCUGGUGAAGGACUCCAUUGACUAUCGUCACUACAAGACGCUUAAGAAGGCCUAUCUGGAGGUGAAGCUGGCGCACGAGAGGGCCACAGCCAAUGCGCUGCCAGCCAGUGAAUCUGCCUCGGCCUCGGUCAAAACAUUUCAGGCCAUCAAAUGCGUAAUGAUGCUGAAGCGUAAAUUGAAGCGCAUACGCGAGGGACGUGGACACGAGCCGGAGGAUGAAAACGAUGACCUGACCACUGACACCUAAACCUAAACCCUCCUGCAACUUGCAAUUAGAAAAGACGCCGAAUCCACGCAUAGAGACACACACAAUUCCUUCAACCAAAAAAGACAAACUUCUGCCUUAGGCUAAACAAUUUCUGUCUCUCUCCCUCACUCUCUCCAUGAGCAACGCUUGGCAAGACUCUGUCUGUCUGUCUGUCUGUCUGCCAGCUGCUUUCAAGAUUUAUUCUCUGAGGCUGAGCCACGUUUUAUGUCUAGUAUUUUAUACAAAGAAAAAUUGUUCCUCAUAUUUAUUGGUUACACAUUAUAAGAGCAAAUGCAAAUGCAAAUGCAAAUGUCCAUGCGUCUCUGCUGCUGCUCUGCUGCCGCUGCUCUCUGAUACUAAUAAUAUAGUUUAUAAUAAUAAACCUA
This is a messenger RNA of Drosophila guanche, 1645 nucleotides long. RefSeq lists its product as uncharacterized. The transcript is spliced from 5 exons. The record is from RefSeq and is a predicted model, not a curated record. Lineage: Eukaryota; Metazoa; Arthropoda; Insecta; Diptera; Drosophilidae. The coding region runs from base 108 to 1259 and encodes 383 amino acids.